GCCAGCACAGGGACAACGCCUGCCGCAGACUGACGGCCAUAUUGCAAAGAGAAUCUCUCGCUUCUUCUUUCCUAGUGGUGAACCGCACGGAGUUCAACAUCACCAUCACUCACACAGGGGGGAAAAGACACAGGCGAGCAGAACGACAAGAGAAGAAACAUUCAUUUAUUUAUUCUUUGAUAAAAGACUUUCUUAACUUGGAAAAUACUUCCACUGGGUCUUUAAAAAAAAAAAAAAUUGCUGACCAGAUUAAAGGCUGCAGAGGAGUUUGUGCGGGUGGAAGGACAAACCGUGGAGACCAUUGGAAAAUGCCGAAACCGAUCAAUGUGCGGGUCACUACGAUGGAUGCAGAGCUGGAGUUUGCUAUCCAGCCCAAUACAACUGGCAAGCAGCUAUUUGACCAGGUGGUAAAGACAGUUGGACUUCGUGAAGUCUGGUUCUUUGGGCUACAGUAUGUGGAUAGCAAAGGUUACACAACAUGGUUGAAACUGAACAAAAAGGUAACGCAACAAGAUGUCAGGAAAGAGAACCCUCUGCAGUUCAAGUUCCGGGCAAAAUUCUUCCCUGAGGAUGUGUCAGAGGAGCUGAUCCAGGAGAUCACACAGAGGCUGUUCUUCCUGCAGGUGAAGGAGGCCAUCCUGAACGAUGAAAACUACUGCCCUCCUGAGACCGCCGUCCUGCUGGCUUCUUACGCCGUGCAGGCCAAGUACGGUGAUUUCAACAAAGAGAUCCACAAGCCAGGCUAUUUAAGCAACGACAGGCUCCUUCCUCAGCGGGUUUUGGAACAACAUAAACUAACCAAAGAACAGUGGGAAGAAAGAAUACAGACCUGGCAUGAGGAACAUAGAGGAAUUCUAAGAGAAGAUUCGAUGAUGGAGUAUCUGAAGAUUGCACAGGAUCUGGAGAUGUAUGGCGUGAACUACUUUGAAAUUAAGAACAAAAAGGGAACAGAGCUGUGGCUGGGUGUUGAUGCGCUGGGGCUUAACAUUUACGAACAUGAAGACAAGUUGACACCGAAGAUUGGCUUCCCUUGGAGUGAAAUUAGAAACAUUUCAUUUAAUGACAAGAAGUUUGUUAUCAAGCCCAUUGACAAAAAAGCUCCAGACUUUGUGUUCUACGCCCCUCGGCUGAGAAUAAACAAGCGCAUCCUGGCGUUGUGCAUGGGCAACCAUGAGCUGUACAUGAGGAGGAGGAAGCCAGACACAAUCGAAGUGCAACAGAUGAAGGCUCAGGCCAGGGAGGAGAAGCACCACAAACAGAUUGAGAGAGCACAGCUAGAAAACGAGAAGAAGAAAAGACAGUUGGCAGAGCAAGAAAAGGAAAGAAUAGAGCGGGAGAAGGAUGAGCUGAUUGAGCGACUCAGACAAAUUGAAGAACAGACAAUCAAGGCACAAAAAGAGCUGGAGGAGCAGACCAGACGGGCUCUGGAACUGGACCAGGAGAAGAAGCGAGCGAAGGAGGAGGCAGAGCGGCUGGAGAGGGAACGGCAGAGUGCCGAGGAGGCCCGGUUAGCACUAGCAAAGCAGGCCGCGGACCAGAUGAAGAACCAGGAGCAACUGGCUGCUGAACUCGGUGAAUUUACUGCCAAAAUCGCCCUGCUCGAGGAAGCCAAGAGGAAAAAGGAGGAGGAGGCAUCUGAGUGGCAGCACAAAGCGCUCUCGGCACAGGACGACCUGGAGAGGACCAAGGAGGAGCUGAAGAUUGUGAUGAGCAUGCCGCCGCCACCCCCUCCUCCUCCUCCUCCCCCCCCCAUGGUGGCCCCUCUGGAGAACGAGCACGACGAGCAGGAUGAGAACAGCGCAGAGGCCAGCGCAGAACUCUCCAACGAGGGCGUCAACAACCACCGCAGCGAGGAGGCGCGCCUCACUGAGACCCAGAAGAACGAGCGAGUUAAGAAGCAGCUGCAGGCUUUGAGCUCUGAGCUGGCCCAGGCUCGGGAUGACACCAAGAAAACUCAGAACGAUGUCCUCCAUGCAGAGAAUGUGAAGGCAGGCCGUGACAAGUACAAGACCCUGCGACAGAUCCGGCAAGGAAACACAAAGCAACGCAUUGACGAGUUUGAGUCCAUGUGAGGGAGGAGGGAUAGAGAGAGAAGGCUGUUAUGGAUGCUGCUCAUUUCACAUUGUGGUUUCUGUUUAGAGCUGAACCUUCCAGCAGAGAGGCGAGCAGGGCUUAAACCCAUACAGAUUCCACCUCGCCAUGCCAAAGCACUGACCAUGCACCUGUUCUCAUCAAGAGGAUACGUAACUGAUGUGCUUGCAUGUAUACAGCAUAUUAACAAACAGAAGGACAGGGGUAAGGAAGUUAAGCAAAUCCACAACACAUUUGAAAGUUCUUUCUCUGAAGUACAGAUUCAGCUGGUAUUUUUUAAUAUAGGUUGGGCUCUUUGAAUUUUCAGAAUGUUCUGCCUGUAGAAUUAGUUAGCAUUGCCAUUUGCUUAAAAGUAAUAUGUGUAUCUAACCAUUGCACUUUUAGAAGUCCCUACAAUGGUGUGGGAAAGUUAAAUCUGUCAGCAGCUAAUCCAGUGGAGUGAGCAGAACCCCUGGGUUUCAGUGUUUCAUGUCCAGUCAUCAUAGAUGGUUUUCUUUGCCUGCUUGCUCACAAAGGCUUGGAAUACAGAUAGCCGUCCUGCUGUUGAUAUGGCAAUGGAUGGAACGCUGGCUGUGUAUAAAAGAUGGCUGCCUGACGUGGAGUCUUCAGUAGACGCAUGUAAUAUGUGGUUGCCUGUGCAUCUGUAACUGGUGUGCUGCAUGAGCUGCUUUUAACUCACCAUCCACUACUGAAGUUCUUGCCCUUUCUGGCAAGGGAGCAUGCGAAAACAUUGGUCCCGAGGAGGGGACAGCUGACUACCUCAAUAUUAUAUGCAUGAUGACUGGACAGCCAAUCACCCCCCCCCCCCCCCCCCCCCCCCCCCCCCCCCCCCCCACCC
Messenger RNA from Polyodon spathula (Mississippi paddlefish), 2929 nucleotides. RefSeq names its product radixin-like. NCBI's taxonomy places the organism in Eukaryota, Metazoa, Chordata, Actinopteri, Acipenseriformes, Polyodontidae. Gene Ontology annotation, molecular function: cell adhesion molecule binding; actin binding. The record is from RefSeq and is a predicted model, not a curated record. Gene Ontology annotation, biological process: positive regulation of protein localization to early endosome; positive regulation of early endosome to late endosome transport; regulation of cell shape. Gene Ontology annotation, cellular component: filopodium; microvillus; cytoskeleton.